AUGCUAAAUUUCCAGACUUAUAUCUGUCUUUUUGAUUUGGCUCAAUUGGAAAAUGUGAAUUUAGAUUCAUUGGAAAAAUUGAGAAAAGCUUCAAAUGAGUCAAACAAUUCACUUAUCGCUUUCUAUUCGAAUGCUAAUUUUGUGUCAACAAAAAGUUUAUUCAAAGGAAUUAAUUUCAAAUAUGUUUUAAUUAAUAACAACUCAUUAAUAAUACAAGGCGUGAAGAAUGGAUCUUACAUGGCUGGAUGUUUAGUAGGACUUCCAGAAAAAGACAAAGCCGUUUUGAAUGUUAUAAGAAGUGGUAUUAUAUCAGGUCAUGCAAUUUUUACAUUACCCGAUGUUUCAAGUGAAUAUCCACACGGCGCUGCUACUAACGUAUCAAGAAAAGAAUUUCGAAAUGCAAUUAAUUUAGCCAUUAUGAAAGUUCAAGCACAAGGAAUAGAGUUUGAUUUAGCUGCGAAAUAUCAAGAGAAUAUAGUUGACGUGAGAACCUGUAAAAUUGACAAUACCGAUGACUUUCCUAUUCCAAAUCUUAAUGAAGCUACAGGAUUACUAAAAACUGUAUUACAAAAUCGUACUAUACUUAUAGGCUCUUUUGGAGAUUCAAACAGUAUCGAUUCCGAUGAAGGUGACGAAGAAUUUCCAUUUCAUUCAGCAUAUUUAAAUGCGAUCUUAGACCAAUUUGCACAACUGCGUGGACCCGAUGGUAAUGCUUACGGAAGACUAAAUAUUGAACGAAUUUAUGCACGGUCGUCAACCGCAAAUUUACUAAGAGGACGUGUCUAUAUGUCAGAGCCAUAUUUUGUUAUAGACAAUGUAUAUAGUGGUUCAAAAGAAAGUUGCAGGAAUGAUUCAGAUUGUGUAGAAGCAAACACGGUGAGUGGCUAUGAAAGUUGCAUAAACAAUACAUGCGUAGGGUAUACUCGUCCAGUUAGUGAAAUAUUCAAAUUAAGUUGUUUAACAUAUGGAACAGAAAGUUUAUUUAUUACAAACAAACUUAAUAUCGAACAUGUUGUGAUAAAUGAAUCUAAUAUCAAGAUAUCUGGUGGUGUGUUGGCUGCACUUAUCUUACUUACAGUUUCGUUAACGGGAGCAAUUUUUCUUCUCGCUUUGAUGGCUCUUAAAGAAAGAAGAGGAAAACCUCUAUUUGGUUAA
This is a messenger RNA of Didymodactylos carnosus, 1155 nucleotides long. Lineage: Eukaryota; Metazoa; Rotifera; Eurotatoria; Philodinida; Philodinidae. The record is from the annotation of a GenBank genome assembly.